Molecule: messenger RNA, 699 nt
Organism: Coccomyxa subellipsoidea C-169
Lineage: Eukaryota; Viridiplantae; Chlorophyta; Trebouxiophyceae; Coccomyxaceae
Exons: 7
Coding region: 1-555 (184 amino acids)
Biological process (GO): protein peptidyl-prolyl isomerization; protein folding
Molecular function (GO): peptidyl-prolyl cis-trans isomerase activity
Source: RefSeq, a predicted model, not a curated record
AUGGGAAUGAUAGCUUCUACCUGGCUAGUGUCUGCAAACAGGGCAGGAGCUGAUCCUCAGAUCACGCAGAAGGUCUUCUUUGAUCUCACAGUGGGCGACAAGCCAGCAGGGCGAGUAGUUCUGGGGCUCUACGGGGAGGCCGUUCCCAAGACAGUCGCCAACUUUGUGGCUCUAGCCACGGGCGAGAAGGGGUUUGGGUACAAGAACACAGAGUUCCACCGCGUCGUGAAAGACUUUGUGCUGCAAGGCGGUGACUUUGAGAGGGGAAAUGGGACUGGUGGAUACAGCAUUUACGGUCGCAAGUUUGUGGAUGAAAAUUUCAGCAUUCCCCACCGCCCGGGAGCGGUGUCAAUGGCAAACGCUGGACCCAACACCAAUGGCUCUCAGUUCUUCAUCACAACCGCACCAACUCCAUGGCUAGACGGCAAGCAUGUGGUACUUGGAGAGGUACUGGAAGGCUUUGACCUAGUCCAGAAGCUGCAGUAUCUUCCAGUUGACUUCUUCUCAAAGCCCAAGGACCAUCUGAAGAUCUCUGAUUGCGGCGUUUUGACAUGAAACAUCACGUUGAGUUCGCCUGCUCACUGCCAAAUUAGCUGUGGAACGUUGAGUGUCAAACAGAUACCCAACGGUGACUACAACGGGUGUAGCUUUCAAAAACAAACAAAGUCAACUUAGCCUUUGUGUAAAUAACACUUGCCU